UCAACAAUAUGGCGUCCCCGUCAGAGUACCUGAGCAAUGUUUGGCAACAAUAUGUUCCACAAGGCCACGAUAAGCCUUUAAAACAAGCAGUUUACACGACAAUUUCGAAUUUAUUCAUUCUUGUAGCCAUAAUAGCACUCGUUGCGGUUUAUUUUAUUCUGGAAGCCUUUUUGCGACCAUUGUUAUGGGCUCUUCUUUGUGGAACAUUUUUAUAUCCGAUGAAACGUUCCUUGACGAAUGUUAUUCGGCGGUGGAUGAAAGGAUUAAGAUCUUCGGGUACGCCAAUAGCAGUGGGCAUUGCACUUUUACCUGUGACAGUUCUGGACAGUUCCUCUAAUGCUCUAAGUGAUCAGAUACAGAGAAACUUUAAAAUAAUUAUUGGAAUUGCUGUGGGACUGCCUGUCGUUUAUUUGCUUUACCAUUUCGGUCCAUUGCAACAUAUUUUCGGAAUAUUUAAUUUUUUGUUAUGGUUCCUUUAUGAACUAAUUGGUUAUUUUAGUUCCAUAUGGAUUUGGACAAUUUUUGUAGCUUACAUAUUAUUGCUAUUUGUCUACUGGACACCAGAAUCUCACGAAACGUUAUCAUAUGUGGCUAUACCAGUGUGGGUUAUUUUUAUAAUACAUGUUGCAACAAUUGCUGGACCACUACGUGUUCCUCUUCUCAUCACUAUGAUAGCUAUUAUGAUUAUUGGUUUUGUCACAGACGUCAAUGCAAAUAAGAGUCAAACAGAAACAGAAACUGAAGAUAUAAAAGAACAAAUAGAAGAAGAGAAAUUAAUAGGUGUUACUGAAGCUAAAAUUGACACAAACUGGAGUUUUAAACGUUUAACAGAAAAGCCAUCAGACACAACCCCUACAGAUAUAGCAGAGAAACCAAAAUCUCUACAAUUUUCAUCUCCACCUUCCUCUCUUACAAAACUACCACAACAACUUACACCACAAGGUCCUUCUCUAACCAGUCAAUGUUUCAUGGCUCUCAUUUGGGGUCAUGUUUUAGUGCGUUUGUGGAUGCAUCUGUGGAUAAUAAUACUCAUACUCAUCUUGCCUUUUGUUUUAAUGCUCUUCAAAAAAUUAGGAGCAACCGUGAGUAGUGAAGGAAUGCUAGGGGAAAAAAUCCAAUUUUUAAAGAAAACUGUAUCUGAUUGGUUUGAGUCUCGACAAGAUGUUCUCGUACCAAGAUCUAUCCGAGGUUUAAUAAAACUGGGCCUUAGAGGGGAUGGAAAGAUUAUAAAAGUAUUAGAAGAUGGUAUAGAUAAAAUGACUAGUAUAUUAUUGAUUUUAGCUUUAUUAAUUGGAACAGUUUUAUUUACUGUAUUAGGUGCCAUACAGAUACAUCAAGAGAGUAUGUUAAUGGUGACUAUGACAAGUACAUUAUUAAAUGAUACACUGCAUCCAGAACUAAGCCAGUGGUUGCCCAAUAGUGAAGAUAUGACUGACGCUAUGGAUUCUAUGGUUGGUAAUGCUUAUAUAUAUGGUAGAGACUGGAUAGCUUCUAAGGUACGAGAUUUAGUAGAUGAUGGAACUGCAAAUAGUACGCAUAUUGAACAACAAGUUUUAGAAGUUUGGGAUAGACUUUAUGAUUCCUGGUUUUCGAAGAAUAGAACGCAUGCACCACCAUUUUAUUGGAACAACCUCCUUACCAGUUGCCUUCUUUGUUUUACUGAUCCUUCUCAAAAGAAUACGACUAGUCUAAGUAAACCUGGUGUAGAUGUACAUUUUCCUGAUUUUUCUAAUAUAAGUGCAGUAUGGGAGUUUGUAUCUCGAGGUGAUGGGUUAUUUGAUGUUAGCAGUGCUGUUACGUUUGUACAAGAUAAUAUAGGAACCUUCAUGUCUGUGUUAGAUUCUGUAUGGAUGGUCCUUAAAGGAAAUAUGAAUCUGAUAUCAAGUCUAGUCACUGCUAUUAUAUCUAUGGUAUUAGGAGGAGGAACAGCCAUCUUGAACUUUGUUAUCUCAGCUGUUAUAUUUUUAACUACAUUGUUUUAUCUGUUGGCAUCAAGUGGUAAAACAUAUAAACCAGUAGAAUGGUUUACUAGUAUGAGUCCUAGUCAAGGUGGACAGUCUGGUUUCGGGCAAGCUGUUGAAGAAGCUAUAAGUUCUGUAUUUAUGGCUUCACUCAAGAUGUCAGCUUUCUAUGGGUUGUAUACAUGGUUAACACAUGUUCUCUUUGAUGUGGAUAUUGUCUUUAUACCUUCAGUUUUGGCUGCCAUAUUUGGUGCUGUACCAUUUGUUGGGACAUAUUGGGCUGCAUUUCCUGGUGUGUUAGAAUUAUGGGUAUUAAAAGGACAAGGUGUAAUGGCAAUAGUUCUAUUAGUGUUUCAUAUGUUACCAGCUUACGUUGUUGAUACAGCUAUUUACAGUGAAAUAAAGGGUGGUCAUCCGUUUAUGACAGGUUUAACUAUAGCUGGUGGAAUGUAUUGGUUAGGUUUAGAGGGAGCCUUUAUUGGACCUAUAUUAUUAUGUUGCUUGAUCGUGGUUGUUAAUAUGUAUAGUACCAUGAUAAAACCAGAACCUAUCACACCUUCAGCAGGAUAUCCCAUUCAAACACCAAGAUUACGAAGUUUAAAGAUGCAGGAUUUAAAGCGUUCAGUGAGUACUGAUGGUGUACCUCUGAGAUAGGAAUCAAAUGGUGCUGUUGUUCUGAUGAUUAUAAGCUAUGUGAUUCUAAGUCAUUUACAGGGUAGUUGUUGUUUUAAUCUAGAACUCUUUAAAAGUAUAUAAUACUAAUAUUUACGUAUAAAAUAUUUAUCAAAUUUAUUUGAGAUUAAAAGCUCUACUAGCAAUAAAUAAACGAAAAUCUAUGGGGAUUUGUUCCUAUAAUAAAAGUACAACAUACAUUGGUUGCUAUGUGAACAUGCCAAAUAGACAAGAAGGGUAUAUCAGGUGUUCAUGUGAGUGUAAGAAUACCUGUCUCUAAUUUUCUGAGAACAUACAAUCAUGAUUUGUUUAUCUUUAUGUAUGUUUGUAAUCAUUGUUAUAGCAUCCUUUUUUGUAAGAAUCUGGUUUUUUUAGCAGAUUGUAUUGAUUUUCUGGGUAGAUUUAGUUAAUUUUAGCUGUAAUUUAAAUCUAAGUUUUAAAAAUAUUUUAUAAAUGUGUGAUCUCACAAGCAACCAUACUUGUGCACUUCUAAGACAUUUUAGGCAGGGUUUGAGAGUUAUUGCGGCUAAGAAUCCCCCCUUCCCCAAACUUUCUGGGAAUAAAUAAUAUAUUUUGGUGCAGAAGUGCUGUUAUUGGUCAAUAUUCAUAGAUAAAUGGAUUCCUCUACGGCUAUGGUUUUGGUGCAUAAUUUUCUCAAGAUGUUUUAUUUAGUUUCUGCGUAGUUCAAAAAUACAUAAUUAACACUGCAUAACAUUUACAUAUCACACUAGUUUCUAUUAUUAUAAGUAAUAUUAUUUAGAGGUGCCAUGGUUUAAUAGUUGUAGUUGUUAUUAGAUGUUUUAAAUUAUUAUUGUAUUUAUUAUUUAGCAUUUAUUAUUAUACAUCCAAUUAGAAAUUCUAGUCAUACAGAGCUAGUUGUGUGUAGCUGCCAGAAUAUGUAAACUUGUUAUUCAACAAUAUACAAAAUCUAAAGCUAUUUACAUUUAAUGUUUCACAGAAAUGAUGAUAUUAUUUUGAUCAUGUUCUAUUAAAGACACAUUAAGGAAGAUUAGAUAAAGAGCUGUCAGUUUUCACUAUAAUAUACUAAUGUCCAAAAGAAAGUAUACACACUAAAAAUAUGAAUAAGUUUUGUUUAAAUCAACAAAAUGUGAUAAAACUACACUGAAUAUGUCUCGUGCGUCCAAACUCAAUAUUUCUAAGCAAAUAAAUGGCAAAACAAAUGGCAUUGUACCCAAAUACUGCAUACAAUGGAAAAAUGACUUUGUUUGAAGCAGGACAAAUUGCUCAGUGUAUACUUUCUUUUGGACAUUAGUAUAGUUAAAAACUAGAUAAUGUAAAGGCAAUUUGCCAAAAAUUUGAGUCAAAUUGAUCCACUAUGAACCGAGAAUUAAGCGAUUGAAAUUUCAGCCUAGCUUCGAUCAUCAUUACUAAAGUCGGUACGAUAAAUAACAAUGUCAUGAUUAUCCAUUUCAUGAUUAAAUCAUGAAUGAAAGUUGAGCAGCAAAUGGGAUCAUAAUCCAGUAAAUAUCGCAGGCUAGCGAUGACAUCGAGAGUUGAUUAUGAUCUGAAUAAGUUAAUUAAUGUCUAAUUAAUGACUUAGAUAACAUUUCAGGCCUAAAGAAAACCUGCAAUAGGCAGAUUUAACUCUUGCAUAAUGUAUAUUUAAUGGAUUGUAACAGCUUAUUUUAUAUACUGUAAACAAGUGAUUGAUUUACAAAUAAUUUAAGAAUUAGAGUUUUCAAACAUAUUUGAGUUUGUAAAUGACCAUGUUUGACCCCAUACAUAGACUAGGCAUGUAGUUUAAAAAUAAUUAGUAGUACUAGUGCUCCUUAAGAAAUACACUGAAAAGCAUGCAAUAGACUGUAGUUAAUGUAUGGUGUGACAGUAAAAGAAUCAAAUUGUGUCCUUAUAUGCAUAAUUCUGUAACCAAUAAACUGUGAUUAAUUUAUAGUUCCCAACUUGACAUAUUCAUAUAUAAAUCAUGCUUAAUUGCAAGCUUAAUCUAUACUGUAUAUCCGUCCCUAUUGCUAUUAGUGUUCUUGUAUUUUUACUUAGUUUAUUAUGUAGAGAAAUUGUAGAUAUAGUUUGUGUACCUGGUUGUAAUUUAUCUAUUUUCAUCAUUAUAACACAUACUUAUGGAAGAGCAAUUUACUCAUUUAUUUAGGCGACGUUUCGAAGAGUAUUCUCUCAAUACUUGUAAGCAAAUCAGUAAUUGUUCUUCUGUAAGUAUGUCUUAUAGUGUAUUGAUAAACAUUUGCAUGUGUAUUAAGUUUAAUUUUAAGACAAUUGCAGAAGAUGAGAAAUUAAGAAAAACAGACAGUUUCUGAUUGAAGAAUUUUGUUAGAUAUGAUUUUUAUAAGCCACAUUUUCAUGUGGAUGUAUAUUGUCGUCGCCCCUGUCCGUCCGGACGCCCGACCACAAUUUUUUUGUGGACAUUCUACAGGUCAAUUUUUUAUCUGACUUUGACAAAACUUUAAAUAUAGAUUUAUCUCCCAAAGAUAUCGUUCCCUUUGAUAUUGCCACGUAUCUGACCGUAACUUCUUGGAUUAUGGCUUUGGUUGUACAAAAAUCGGGCUUUUAGCUUGUGAUCCCUCUAGAGGUCACAAUUUUUAUCUGAUUUAAGAAAAUGUGUAUAUAUAUCACUGUUACACCAUAAUGAUGGUUGAGUUCAAAUUGACUGUUCCAUGUACGCAAAUAGUGUAAAAGUAUGUAAUACCAAGGUUGUCAUUUUGAUGAAACUCAAAAUAUAUGUUUACAUGUACAUUCGAACGAUCUUGGCUCCUUUAGAUAUUCAUGCAUGUCGGAUAGUAAUUUCCUGGAUUAUGUUAUGGCCUCUGAUUAUACGAAAAAUCGCAUUAUUAGCUUGUGGACCCUUUAUACACAAAUAGUGUAAAAGUAUGUAAUACCCAGGUUGUGGACCCUCUAGAGGCCACAAUUUUUAUCCGAUUUUGAUGAAACUUAAAAAUAUGUUUAUAUCCCACAGAUCGGGGUUCCUUGUGAUAUUUGCACAUAUCAGACCCUAACUUCCUGGAUUAUGGCCCCUGAUUGUACAAAACAUUUUUUUUUUUUUUUUUAGCUUGUUCUCUGUCCAUCUCUUGUAAAAUGUGGGUGUAUCUUGCAUGGCAACUGCUUGUUGUCUGUGUUUUUACGUUCAGCUAUCAUUUCCUACUGUAAAACCACAUUAUGACAAAUAAAAUUAAUGUUAUUUUUUCUAAGUGCUUUAUAUAUAUAUGUUAUUAUAUUUCAUAUGAAAGUGUUUUGAGUUUUGUAAUUGUAUUUUUAUAUAAUUAUUUAUUCUCUAUGUAUAUGAUCAUCAGCCUUGUUAUUUUUCAAGAAGUAACUAUUUGCCUUUUCUAAGUUUCUUGUCUUAAGAUCUUUUUAAUAUUGGAAAUGAAUAUUUAUACCAGACUGAACCUCACCAGUUGUAUCAGAUUUUGAGAUCUUUAAAACACCACAAAACAUGCACAAGUAGUUCAGAUUUGAUAAUUGUUGUUAGUUUGUAAAUGUUAUUAGUUUUGUUACCUGAGAUUUCUAUAUUUUAUUUAUUUCAUGUGAAGAGUCCCAGUCAUUGCUUUAUUAUCGUUUGUAAUAACUUUAACCACGUGUAUACUCAUGUCAUUUAAUGACAUCAUAAAACUACCGAUACAAUGCAUUAUAAUAUCGGAUUUAAAAUCUUACAAAAUAACUUUAAUUUUCAAAACAUGAGUUGUAAGUUAAUGAAGAGAAUUUUAUGAUAUACAGAAAACAUUUAAUGCCACAUAUCACUAGGCUGUAUUUGUAUUCCUCUUUUUAUUCAGUACAAAGCAGAUUCCAAUAUUUUCUAUACACUCUUCAUUAUUCAUUAGUUGAAUUGAAUCAGUUAUAUGUGGUUUAGGAAAUGGAGAUAUUGUUAUAAUAAAAAGGACAAUAUAACAAUACUACCUUCAUAACAACUUCUUUCUCAUUGUGCCAAUACUUCAGUUAUUCAAAACAUUACUUGUCCGUGAUUUAAAUCUACCUUUCCUUAUUCAACAAUAUAAUAAUUGUUGGAUAUGUAUAAUACAUUAUGAGUUGGUGUUUUGUAAAUCAAGGAAAUACAAUGUAUUUCUACUUCAUAUUAAGAGGAAUUCUGUGCUUUAUGAAUGGUAAUUAUUUUGUAAUAUUUUAAGAAUUGUUUUAUUAGGUACAAUGAUGAUAUAUUGACAAUAGUUUUAUCUUGCCAAUAGAGUUAUUUCUUGGUACAUGAGAUUUUCUGUACAAUGAUUAAGAUAUUGAUGUUAUUUGACUAUACAAGGCCUUUAAUUCUCUAUUUCUAUUAUAUAGUGUUCUAAUCAAAACACAUUAAAAAAAAAUAAAACUAUACUCAACUAUAUAUCAGUUCUUAUUUGUAGGACGUUAAACGGUAAACACUAUUUCAUUUUAUUUCUUAUUUAUCUUUGGUGAUGUUACACAAGUACAAAUUGUUUUGUAUGUGCUGUACAUGUAUGCUACAUAGUAAAAUAAUGGGCAAUAAUUUGAUGAUAGAGUAUAAGCGGUUGAUCAAACUAAUUAGAUGUAUGAAUACUGGAUGCUGUUCGAGAGAAAUGGUGUAGUGUUGACUUUCAUCUUUUCAAUCUGAACACCUACACUCUUGCCGAAAGGGAAAAUACAGCUAUUAUUUAGUUUUUGAGCAUUAGUUUUGUAAAUGAUAUUUUCAAUAUAUGCUAAUGAUUGUUUUGAAACUGGUAUGUUAGUUAAUGUAUUUAUUCAAGUGUUUAUUGUCAGUUAUAACAAUUUGGUAACGACUUUAAAUUAGUUACGUUUCUUUUAGAAUAAACAAUUGCUUCUUUA
Patella vulgata (common limpet) is the source of this 7403-nucleotide messenger RNA. RefSeq names its product transmembrane protein 245. The record is from RefSeq and is a predicted model, not a curated record. The transcript has 17 exons. The coding region runs from base 9 to 2615 and encodes 868 amino acids. NCBI's taxonomy places the organism in Eukaryota, Metazoa, Mollusca, Gastropoda, Patellidae.